Exophiala bonariae is the source of this 831-nucleotide messenger RNA. RefSeq lists its product as uncharacterized. Gene Ontology annotation, molecular function: oxidoreductase activity, acting on NAD(P)H, oxygen as acceptor. Lineage: Eukaryota; Fungi; Ascomycota; Eurotiomycetes; Chaetothyriales; Herpotrichiellaceae. Gene Ontology annotation, cellular component: intracellular anatomical structure. The record is from RefSeq and is a predicted model, not a curated record. The transcript is spliced from 2 exons. Bases 1 to 831 code for a protein of 276 amino acids.
AUGGAUAUGUUCGAUUUGAAACAUCAGACCGCAGUGAUAUCGGGAGCAGCUCGAGGACUCGGCCUUGCAUUUGCAGAGACCCUCGCGUCAGCAGGCUGCAAUAUUGCCGUGUUGGACAUCCUUCCCCAACCAUCAUCGGCAUUACACGAAUUGGGCUCACAACACAACGUCAAAGUCAAGUACUACUCCAUUGACAUCACUGUCCGCGACCACGUGGUCAGCACGCUCUCGAAGAUUGUCCAGGACUUCGGCAGAGUUGACAUCAACAUUAACGCUGCCGGCGUCGUAUCCGAUGAAUCCUUCUUAACAACGUCUGACAAAAAUCUUCAACGCACCUUCGCCAUCAACGUCAAUGGGUUCUUCCUUGUUGCGCAAGCCUGCGCCAAUGUCAUGGUCGAACAGUACAAAUCUCAGCACGGCGAUGUACCUGCAAAGGACGCCACGACCGGGAGUAUCGUCUUUAUUGCCAGUAUCGCCACCUACAUCGCCAGCACCGCCCAGCAGAUCUCAUGUUACACAGCGUCUAAGGCUGCCAUAAAGGGGCUUGUGAAACCGGUGGCAAUGGAGUUAUCCCGCUACGGAAUUCGAGUCAACAGUCUCAGUCCCGGCUACACGAUGACGGACAUGAUGCGCGGCUUGCAGACGGAGCAACCCGAUCUGGUCAAGCAGUUUGAAAAGGAAACUUUGUUUGGGAGGAUUGCGUUGCCGCAAGAGCUGAAAGGCGCGAUUUUGUGGUUGUGCUCUUCCAAGGCGAGUGGUUGGUAUACAGGCCAGGAUUUACUGCUUGAUGGUGGUGCGACUUCCUGGAAGCAUCCUGCAGUUUUAAAUUGA